AUAUUGCCAAUAUUUAUGUUCCAGAGAUUUUGUGCAAUCAACAAAAUAUACGUGACACCAUUUGAACAAAUAUUCAAGGACUCUUAUGAUACGAUACACCGACUUGAUACAAAUAAAUUAAGAAAUGUAUCCAAAUUCUUCGCACAUCUAUUAUUCACCGAUUCAAUAUCGUGGGAAGUUUUAUCUUGCGUAAAAUUAAACGAGGAGGAUACUACGAGCUCAAGUCGAAUAUUUAUAAAAAUAUUAUUCCAAGAACUUUCCGAAUAUCUUGGGCUUUCAAAAUUGAAUCAACGUGUUAAGGAUCCGACUUUAGAAGAAGCAUUUGAAGGCCUGUUCCCGAGAGAUAAUCCGAAGAACACAAGAUUUGCUAUAAAUUUUUUCACAUCCAUCGGUUUGGGAGGCCUUACAGACGAACUGAGAGAACAUUUGAAGUCACGUCCAAAAUCAACACCCAUAACGGAUGUAGCUGAGGCGAAUAAUGAAUCUAUGAACGAAAAUAGUUCAUCGACAACGUCCGGUUCAAAUUCAUCUUCAUCCAGUUCAGUCUCUUCAACUGAUAGUUCAGAUACAGGCGGAGUUUAAUAAAGGGAGAAGAAGGUGUUGAAAGAGAAAAGGAAAGUGCUGGUGGCGAAAAAAAUAAAUAAAAAGGAAAGCAAGGUGGUAGUGAGGCGAAUAAGAGUCGAAGCCGUGGAGGAGAAAAAGGAAGAGGGAGAAGGAAUAGAGAAGGGACAUCGUCGGGAGAGACUAUCAACAAUUGCUAUUAUUCUUGAAU
This is a messenger RNA of Cephus cinctus (wheat stem sawfly), 772 nucleotides long. RefSeq names its product pre-mRNA-splicing factor CWC22 homolog. Gene Ontology annotation, biological process: mRNA splicing, via spliceosome. The transcript has 4 exons. Gene Ontology annotation, cellular component: catalytic step 2 spliceosome. NCBI's taxonomy places the organism in Eukaryota, Metazoa, Arthropoda, Insecta, Hymenoptera, Cephidae. The record is from RefSeq and is a predicted model, not a curated record. Gene Ontology annotation, molecular function: RNA binding. Bases 16 to 582 code for a protein of 188 amino acids.